AUGGAGCGCGUGCCAAGUCUGCCGCUGCCGUUGUUCUCGAGCAUUGUGAGCUUCGCCGUGCAGGACUACACGGAUCAAGUCCUCCCGGAGACUCGCCGCAUCCAUCUCGCCUUCAACCGCCUCAAAGAUCUGUCGUUAGUCUCCAAGACAUGGUAUUCUUCAGUCCGUGAACUUGUGUAUCAGUUCCAACGGUCAACAUUUACGCUCAAAUUUCAGACUGCGAGUCGACACGAGUUGCUAGCAAUGAGGCGAAAAGUGUUGGAGAGAGGGAGAUACGUCACAGAUUUGAGAGUCUCUAUGGGAGACGUGAGUUCUUUUGGCGAAUACUUCCGACGAGGACACCGUCUCCCUGCCAACUUGGACACGUUGGAGCUCGAGUGGGACGCGCUCAUCGCCCCCAUGCCCGGUUUACGGCGCCUCGACUUGUCUGAGAUGCCACUAAGCAGUCCCCAUACGCAGAAGGUGGUGGAGGCUGCGACGAACCGGGAGGGCUAUGGAUGGUAUGCGAGAGAUCCCAGCACGGCUCUCUUGGGUUGCCCUGGCUUGGAGGAGCUGGAAAUCGCUCUCUAUCACCCUCUUGACGACGACGACGAAGACGAACCAAGCGUUCGAGACCCGGAAUACUUUCCUGACGAAGAAGUUAUUGAGAAGAGCAGUUUUAACGAUCACUUUUGGGAGACACUGGUUGCCAACUGCCCACUCAUUAAUCGCAUCGCGUUGUGGGAGGUUGUCGAAGGACUGGAGCUCGCACACAUUCACUCAUUUACGGACCGUGGGCUAGUAGCAUUGUCACAGCUGAAAUAUCUGGAUUUCAUGGAAUUGCGGCCAAUUAACUGCACGGGCAAUGGUCUUUUUGAUUUUUUAAAUGGAUUUUCCGAUGAAUUUUCUGGACAACGCACGUUUCAGAUUUGUGUGGGUGGGAAAUCCAUUAUGCCGGAGUUCGAGCGAACCGACAUGGACUUCUAUGAUGCAGUCAUGAGUUUACUUACUCGAAUCGCGUCCACACCUGCAAAUGAGCUGCACUUUUCGCAGCAGAGGAUUGUGUUACGUUUGAAGAACGCGAUCACCAACCCAGUAGAGAAAGAAUGGAGUGCGACUUACCUUGAUAGCCUCAAGAAGCUAGUGGCUCGCGUCAAGGAAGCACACCUGUCUCUUCACAUACGCGUUACUAUGCAUGCGUACAAUCGGAAGAGUUUCAAGAGUAUUCUCGAACUGGGCUUGUAUGCCGCACACGCUGAGCCGAGUUACUGGUUUGGCUGGGACGACGAGGAAAGUAAUCGCGACGUCGUGUUCGUGAACCGUGGUGGUAGAAUUUAUCCUGAUGACGAUACAGACACACCAGUUCGCGAAAAUGUCGAUGCCAGCGACAGCGAGUUCGAUGAAGAUAGUGAUGACGACAUAUCCGAUGUUGAUUUGGUGCUGUAGUGAAUUGUAAGAUGAACAUCUAUGUAGUGUAACUCGUGAUUGUACUGUUUAAAAAAAAAAUGAACUCAUUUUUUUGUGAAAAAC
Phytophthora nicotianae INRA-310 is the source of this 1509-nucleotide messenger RNA. RefSeq lists its product as hypothetical. The record is from RefSeq and is a predicted model, not a curated record. The coding region runs from base 1 to 1425 and encodes 474 amino acids. Lineage: Eukaryota; Oomycota; Peronosporomycetes; Peronosporales; Peronosporaceae. The transcript has 2 exons.